This is a messenger RNA of Aedes aegypti (yellow fever mosquito), 622 nucleotides long. RefSeq names its product transcription initiation factor IIA subunit 2 (gene TfIIA-S). Gene Ontology annotation, molecular function: RNA polymerase II general transcription initiation factor activity; TBP-class protein binding. Bases 126 to 473 code for a protein of 115 amino acids. NCBI's taxonomy places the organism in Eukaryota, Metazoa, Arthropoda, Insecta, Diptera, Culicidae. The record is from RefSeq and is a predicted model, not a curated record. The transcript is spliced from 3 exons. Gene Ontology annotation, biological process: RNA polymerase II preinitiation complex assembly; transcription initiation at RNA polymerase II promoter. Gene Ontology annotation, cellular component: transcription factor TFIIA complex.
AAAACCAGCAGAAAAACUGCGCUUUGUUUUGGUUUUAUUCGCUUGAUAAAAUCAAAUCCCGUACCGAUAAGAUCGUGGAAAAGUUAUCAAAUUGCUUGAUUUCAACCAUUAUUCAGUAGUGAAACAUGUCUUAUCAGUUGUAUAGAAACACCACGCUCGGAAAUACGCUGCAGGAAACAUUGGACGAACUUAUUCAGUAUGGCCAAAUUACUCCGGCAUUGGCAGUCCGUGUGCUGGUACAGUUCGACAAGUCCAUCAAUUCGGCGUUAUCGAACCGAGUUAAAUCGAGAGUUACCUUCAAAGCCGCCAAACUGAACACAUACCGGUUCUGUGACAAUGUGUGGACCCUAAUGUUGAACGAUGUCGAGUUCCGGGAGGUGCACGAGUUUGCCAAAGUGGAUAAAGUCAAGAUUGUGGCAUGCGAUGGCAAGAAUGCAAACGUGAACGAUGAUAUCGGUCGAACUGAUCGAUAAGGUCCUCGGAUGGGUUUCUAACGGCAUUUAGGAGUUCUUGAAUGUGUUUUUCUCUUUUUCCUCUAUGUAUGUAUAAUGUCCACGACGAUUUAGGGAUUUUCUACUAGGGUAUAGCAGUAUGAAUAAAUAAAGAAGUAUUUCAAGUAUAA